Molecule: messenger RNA, 2723 nt
Organism: Myodes glareolus (Bank vole)
Lineage: Eukaryota; Metazoa; Chordata; Mammalia; Rodentia; Cricetidae
Gene: Nuggc
Product: nuclear GTPase, germinal center associated
Molecular function (GO): GTPase activity
Source: RefSeq, a predicted model, not a curated record
GCUUUGACUGUGACCACCGAGGGCCCUGUCUAGCGGGUCCCUGGUGUCUGCACCAUCUGUAUCGAUGUGUCUCUAUUCGCUACUGCUUCACUUGUGGACGUCUGGGACUGAAGCAACACUGAUUGGGAUUUUUUUUAAAAAGAAAAUCCUUUUGAUUUUUAUUUUCAGUUCAGCAACAUCUGGCUGGUAUUCCUAAGCACACAGAAGGAGCAACUGACUUAGCAGGAAAUGGCAGAAAUGGAGGCUUCAGCGGGUGUGAUGCCACACUCAGUUGACUGUGAUCUGUUUAAAGAACCCAUGAAGAAGAGACGCAGGUCACAUCGAGACCAGCAAUUCCAAGCAUUUCCCUCUGCGGAGCAAAGUGCUCUUAAGGAAUAUGAAAAACUGGAGUCUCGGACCAGGAGGAUUUUGAGCAACACUUAUCAGAAAAUGAUUCAGUCUGUCUUCCUGGAGGAGAGCAUUCCCAGUGGACUUAAGUAUCUCAUAAACCGGCUUCUCGCCUUGAUUGAGAAACCGCCGCUGGAGCCGAUCUACGUAGGGUUCCUGGGAAGCACGGGAGCCGGCAAGAGCUCUCUGAUCAAUGCCCUCAUCCAGCAAGCGAUGUUUCUGCCCGUGUCUGGAGAAAGCAUUUGCACGUCAUGCAUCGUCCAAGUGAGCUCUGGCUGCUGUGAACAGUAUGAGGCCAAAAUCCACCUUCUGUCUGAUCAGGAGUGGAAGGCGGAGCUGAAGGACCUGACUAUGCUCCUGCACAGGGCGGACGGGCCCAGGGAAGAAGACGCAGAUAUGUGGGCCAGGGACGACGCAGCAGAAGAAGCAGCCCAGAAGCUACAGAUGCUGUACGGCCGUGGGGCAGAACGGAGGCCCUAUGAGGAUUUGCUAAGGACGAAGCCCAGAGCAAGGAUUCCCACCUGCAGAACCAUCACUCUUAAGGCAGAGGAGGCAGGAGAGCUAUCUGUCAAGCUGGACCCUUACAUCCGGACUCAGAGGAGCGACUGGGAUGGAGGAUCAGCUGAAACACAAAUCUGGCCCUUGAUCAAAUACGUGGAAGUGAUUCUUCCCAAAUCUGCACUGAUUCCGGAAGGGGUUGUCCUGGUGGACAUUCCAGGCACAGGCGACUUCAACAGCAAGAGGGAUGAGAUGUGGAAAAAGACCGUUGAUAAGUGUUCUGUGAUCUGGGUGAUCAGUGAUGUAGAGCGAGUUUCCGGAGGAAAGGCCCACGAGGACCUUCUGAACGAGAGCAUCAAAGCCUGCCAGCGUGGCUUCUGCAGGGACAUUGCCCUGGUGGUCACCAAGACCGACAAACUCCACUUGCGGGAGUAUCUCAGGGAAAGAAAGAUGGAAAAUCAAGCUAUUCAAGAUCAGAGAGAGGCUGUUUUGCAAAGAAAUGAAAUAAUCAAACUACAAAGGACUAGAAUUCUCAAGGAGAAAUUGAAGAGAAAACUGCCAGCUGACUCCAAGGUUCUGGAAGCCUCAGAUCUGGUGUACACAGUCAGCGCUCACGAGUACUGGCAGCAGGCCUUCCUUACUGAGGACGAAAGUGAGGUUCCCAAGUUAAGAGAAUAUAUUAGAAAAAGGCUCUUGGACAAGAAGAGGAGGCUGGUAACCAAGUACGUCAAUGAAGCCUUUGGUUUGUUGCUCCUCACUGACACUUUCAACCCGGAGGAAAGCCUGCUGACUGAACACUUGAACAUGGGUGGCCUGCGGCAGUUUGUGGAGGAGAAGAUGGAGCUGCUGGAGAAGGCUAUUGAGCAGUGCUUUGCUUGUAUGGAGCAGCCCCUGCAGGCAGGAGUCCAGGUGGCCAGGGCUUCCUACCGCCGUAUCCUCGGGACAUGCCUGGUGAGAAGCAGAGGAAACCAAGGUUUUCACCAGACCCUGAAAGCUGUUUGCCUCAAAAAUGGUGUCUAUGCCUCCAGGACUCUGGCCAGAAUCGACCUCAACGGAGCCCUCUCUCAGCCUAUCUAUGACCAGAUCGACCCUGUGUUUGGAGGCAUUUUUAGGGAUGGGAAGCCGACUGGCCCUGCUCUGAUGGUGCACAUAGAUGCUUUCAAGCAUUCCCUAGAAGAGAGGAUGGCAGAAAUCGGGAUAAGAAAUGGCUGGAAAUGCGAUGGCUACAAGAGAGGCCUCCUAAUCCAGGAGAUAAGUGCCAUCCUGGGAGGCCUGGAGGGCCACAUCCUCCGGAGGAAGAGGAAGAUCUACGAGUCUGUCACCAGCUCCAUUCAAAACGACCUGAAGCCCUGCUAUGAAGAGGCAGCUCAGAUCGCUGGCCGGAAAGCCUGUGAGAGAAUGAAAGAUGUCAUCCGAAGAGGGGUGGAGCGGCAGGUAGCUGAGGGCAUGUUUGAGAGGGCUCAAGAGAGGAUGUGGCACCAGUUUCAACAACUGAAGCAUGGAAUCACUGAGCGGGUCAAGGGAAGCAUCACGACCAUGCUGACCCUUGCUGCCCCCCAGGGAGAUGGUCUCUACAAGGAGCUUGUAGACGUCAGGAGUGAGCAGAAGGAGAUGGAGAAACUCCACAGAAGCCUGAGGGAGGUUGCCGAGAACGCGCAGCUGCGGAAGGGCAUGCAAGAUUUCCUCCUGCGAAUGUCCCCCAGCAAAGCAGGGCCCCAUGGAACAGCACUUUAGUUUGGGGGACUUAAAUCUGAAGAGAUGAAAAUAAGCCUGGAGCCAAAUAACCGGAAUUAUUAUUAUGUGUUUUUGAAACAGAAUAAAAAUCAUUUCUCACCUUU